GGGAGGAGUCAGGGAUACAAGUGGCGGAUUCAAACGGAAGAUGGCAGCGGAUAAAGAUUCCAAUAAAAAUACACAAAACAGAAGGGGUACGGUGUGUAACGUGGUGAUCAGCCAGGAUGCAGGGGGAUCUUGUGGUGGCAGUGGGGUUGGUGGCCGCCCGCCCGUCAUCUUCAACCCAGACUUCUUUGUGGAGAAGCUACGUCACGAGAGAUCUGAGGUGUUUCAAGAGCUGGUGCUUAGCAACAUCAGCCGCCUCAUCGACCUUCCCGGUGCUGAGUUCUCUCUGCUGUUAGGGGACGAGGGAGGGCCCAAGACACCCACAGGGGCCGGAGGGGGAUUCUUCCGCUCCUUCAACUUCCUCAAACGUAGAGAUAAGGAAGUGGUGUUCGGGACUCCUCUGACAGAGGGAGGCAUCGCCCAGAUUUACCAGCUCAUCGAAUACCUCAGCAAGAACCUGCAGGUAGAGGGUCUGUUCAGGGUGCCAGGUAACAGUGUGCGGCAGCAGGCCCUGAAGGAGCAGCUGAACAGUGGCGCAGACAUCGACCUGGAGGCAGGGGGCUUCCACCCCAACGACGUGGCCACCCUCCUCAAGACCUUCCUGGGAGAGCUACCUGAACCCCUCCUCACGCACCAACACUUCCAUGCUCACCUCAAAAUAGCAGACAUGACUCUGUUUGAUGAAAAAGGCAACAAGACGUCAGUACCUGAUAAGGAGCGUCAGAUUGAGGCCUUACAGCUCCUCUUCCUGCUGCUGCCCCAGGCCAACCGCAGCCUCCUCAAACUGAUCCUGGACCUGCUCUACCACACCGCCAAGCAGCAGGACAAGAACAAAAUGUCCGCCUUCAACCUCGCCCUCAUGUUUGCCCCCCACGUCGUGUGGCCCAGAGAUAUGGUGGCCAGUGACCUCCAGGAGAAUCUGAAGAAGCUUAACAACGGCAUGGCCUUCCUCAUCAAACACUCCCAGAAACUAUUCAGGGCUCCUAUGUACAUGAGGGAGCAUGCCAGAAUGCACUUCACAGGAUCUAAGACCCUGCAGACCAAGGAUGAUAUCGACCUGUUAUCUGUGACUGGUUUCCCUGCCCCUGUUCCCUGGAAGAGGUGUUGUGCUGACCCGUCUCAGUACCUGUCCCCCUCCUCGCCGUCCCAGGGCCUGCAGCACCACACAGAGGAGUCCCUGAAGGAGCUGUUCAGACACGUCCAUGACAACAUGCCCAACUCUGCCAAGAAGAAGAAACUCCUCCGACAGCUUGCUCAACAGACCACCCCCGGCCUGGCCCCGGGGACACCCAUCAACAACUAUCAGCCCCCCCCGGCCCAGAGCAAGAAACACCCCCGCUCCCGCUCCUUCGGUGGAUUCAUCAAGAGGAGACAUAAGGGCGACCAACAGGCGUUGGAGAGGCGGGGCAGACAGAUCUCCCCGGAGAUGGUUGCUGCGGCGAUGGGACGGCUGGGAAAGGAGAACGUUGUCCUGCAGUCGGGGAACAGUCCGGUGACAGUGGAUAAUAGUACUCCAGUCGGGGUCAAGGCCUCUGACAGCAUGGCCCUCAAUAGAGAGAGGGGACUCAAACUAUCAAAGAACUCUCCAUCCAUCUCCAGAAUGUGUUUCUCUCCCUCCCUAGAAACGUCGAUGUAGAGGAUUGGUACUAGCAACACUGGACUUGUUUUUUUUUGGUCCUUUUUUUUCUUCUUUUAUCAAGUAAACUAUAUUGUAACUUUCUAAAUCUGUGACGAAUACAACAUUAGGUUGCAUCCCAAUAAUCUCUUCUUUCUCCUGAAGUGUGUACUUGUUCACUUCCCUCAAUGUGUUUGAAAGGAAAUGACUGUAAUACCUAUAUGGAAACUCCUUCUAGCCCAGGCCUACACAAUCCAAGACUUUUACAUUGUGUGGGGAGUAGUGAAUGAGUGCACACUUCAGGGGGAGAGAUUAUUGGGACGUAACCCAGGAAAGUACAAGACCAACUCUGUUAAGUGUGGAGGCAGGGACAGAAGGGAGCUUUCUUUGGUCUGUUUGGGGUCUGAGUGCCACUCAUAACUUGAAACAGUUUUGUUAGACACUUUUACUGUUGACCGCUAGCUGAGCCGACAUAGAUACUUUUACAGUUGACCACUAGCUGAGCCUACAUAGAUACUUCUACAGUUGACCACUAGCUGAGCCUACAUAGAUACUUCUACAGUUGACCACUAGCUGAGCCUACAUAGAUACUUUUACAGUUGACCGCUAGCUGAGCCUACAUAGAUACUUUUACAGUUGACCGCUAGCUGAGCCUACAUAGAUACUUUUACAGUUGACCGCUAGCUGAGCCUACAUAGAUACUUUUACAGUUGACCGCUAGCUGAGCCUACAUAGAUACUUUUACAGUUGACCGCUAGCUGAGCCGACAUAGAUACUUUUACCGUUGACCGCCAGCUGAGCCUACAUAGAUACUUUUACAUUUGACCGCCAGCUGAGCCUACAUAGAUACUUUUACAUUUGACCGCCAGCUGAGCCUACAUAGAUACUUUUACAUUUGACCGCUAGCUGAGCCUACAUAGAUACUUUUACAUUUGACCACUAGCUGAGCCUACAUAGAUACUUUUACAUUUGACCACUAGCUGAGCCUACAUAGAUACUUUUACCGUUGACCACUAGCUGAGCCUACAUAGAUACUUUUACCGUUGACCGCCAGCUGAGCCUACAUAGAUACUUUUACCGUUGACCGCUAGCUAGCUGAGCCUACAUGAAUACUUUUACCGUUGACCGCUAGCUGAGCCUACAUUAAUACUUUUACCGUUGACCGCUAGCUAGCUGAGCCUAUAUUAAUACUUUUACCAUUGACCGCUAGCUAGCUGAGCCUAUAUUGUACUAUAUGUAAGUAUCUUGUUUGUGUUUUCUGAAUCUGGUGUUUGUACUACUCAUCUGAAAAUGUGGUUCUAAUUUUACUAAUAUUUUAAGUCCCAAAUGGUUGCCCUACACACACAGCACACUGAUGGGAUGAUUAUAUCCUCCUACAAAAGGCUGAUUUGCACCAGUCACAUUCGUCUGGGGCCUGUUCCAAAAAGCGUGAUCAAUGAGUUAGCCAGCAAACUGACCCAAAUUGCUUGAAAUGGUUUGAAAUGACUCAACAGCAACAACAACAGAAACAACUAUUAUACAAAUGUAGAUUAUUUUAAUCAACCAGGAAAUCAAGAGAUAUGAGGCAAAGGCUGUUAAUCAAAGUUAUCUGGCUGAUGUAUUAACCCUGCUUUCUGGAAUACCCCACAGCUCUUAUGGUGUCUAAAGGCCCGUGGGUUUACUGAUACUGUCUGUUAGCUCAAAUGACGCCCCCGUUCCCUAUAUAGUGGACUAUUGGCCAAAAGUAGUGCACUACACUUUAUAGUAGUGCAUGUGGUGGUGUUGGAGAAACACUGGCUCUGGGUUUUCUUGAAUCUAUAUCAUACAAAUACAGGUCGAUACAUAUUGGAUGAUGAUGAACAAAUACGAGCUGAACAAACCAACCUUUCUGUAAUGGUAUUCGUGUUUGGGAGAGAUGUAGGUAGGGCUUCAUUUUGGGACGACUAUUUAUUUUUAUUGUCUGAGAUUUGUGUAUUAACUGAUUGAACUCCUCAAUGUGUACAAUGUCAUAUUUCACCUGCCUGGUUUGGCCUUUUGAGGUUUGAUAGUACAAUGAUGUGAUUAUAAUUGUAUUUUUUUAACUGGAAUGGGUUUUGGGUGGAUAUUGGUUGGGGCGCUAACGUUGUUGAAAGAUUUUCUGGAAGUCUGAGAUGGUUUUUGCUUUGUUGGAGAGGGACAUUUGUAGUGACGGUGUCGAUAGAGUACCUUCAGUGUUGCCCAGUCUGAUACAAGUCUUCUUUAUUGAGCAUGGAUUGGGACAUUUUGUUCUGGGUCAUGUUCACUGGGCACCAAAUAGAACAAGACGGAUUCAAACUGGGAGGGACUUCCUGGACUUUGUCCAAUAAGGAACCCUUAUUUUCACUUUCCGUUGCAGAAUGUUUUGAAAGGUUUUUGUAGUGUACCCGAAUGAACAUGAGGUUGGUUUUAAUGGGGCUGUUUGACGUGUUGAUGGGGAUGUGUGAGAAGGGGUUUGUGGUCAGUUUUAGAGAUGGCUGUGGUUUUUCUACACAUGAAAUGAAAGACACUAGAAGCUUGUGCUAAGGUUAUCAAGAUGGAUUUGUUUUUUUUACUCUUGUUAUUUUAUCUGUGUUGGUCAAGUAGCCUACCUAUUUUAAAUGUUAUUUUGUCCCUGCUUUUCUCUCUGUUACCUGAAGGUUUUCAGACAAUCAAGGCCCAACACAUUUUUUACGUGUCAUUUUGCAAAGCUGAAGGGUCAUCUGGCCAUUAGUGGUUGAUACACACUGGGUCUUGCUGGAAACCGUUUUGCUAAUGUGCAGUCAUCUUUAUGAUGUGAGUCAGUUCUAGAUUACAUGAUACAACAUGUGGGCAUUAUCUUUUAAUCUCCCUUAUUAUGUUUGUGUUAUGUGUGUGUGUUGAAAGUCUUUGGUUUUGUCAGCCAAUGUUGACCAUGGUCUUAAAUGUUGGCACAUCAACUGUACAGUACUGCUUGUUUAUUUUUGUUCAUUUUCAUUCUGCCCUGUUGUCUGUGUCCCAAAUGGAACCCUAUUCACUAUAUAGUGCACUACUUUAGAACAGGGCCCUAUUCACUAUAUAGUGCACUACUUUAGAACAGGGCCCUAUUCACUAUAUAGUGCACUACUUUAGACCAGGGCCCUAUUCCCUAUAUAGUGCACUACUUUGGAGCAGAGCUCUGUGCCCUGGUCAGAAGUAGUGCACUACAUAGGGUGCAAUUUGAGACGCAGGCAUGGAGUUACAUGAAUGUCUACUAAAAUAAACAUAGUAUACUGUAAUCUCACAUUGCUGCCUAGAUUUCCUACCAUGCAUCUUCCUCUGUUCAUAUAAACCUGUUACCAGUCAGUGCCUUUUAAUGGAAGGACAUUCUACCUUCACCUGUUUUUGUUGUGUAAAAUAAGAUGUUUGUUUUUAUUAUUCUGUCAAAUAGAUGCAUUGAUUUACUACUGGUGCUAUGGAUUAAAACUAUUUUUCUACA
Molecule: messenger RNA, 5042 nt
Organism: Oncorhynchus masou masou (cherry salmon)
Lineage: Eukaryota; Metazoa; Chordata; Actinopteri; Salmoniformes; Salmonidae
Product: rho GTPase-activating protein 19-like
Exons: 12
Coding region: 41-1633 (530 amino acids)
Biological process (GO): regulation of small GTPase mediated signal transduction; signal transduction
Cellular component (GO): cytoplasm
Molecular function (GO): GTPase activator activity
Source: RefSeq, a predicted model, not a curated record